AUGAGGACGCGCAAGUCAAACCGCACAAAGAGCUUCGCCGUCGAAAAAUACGACUUCGACGGAAGCUCCGAAGAAGACAUCGUCCAUAAGCGCGACAAGAAAGCCGACGCUGAUGACGACAAUUUUGAGGCCGCUGCAGCAGCGGCUGCUGAAGAGAGCGCUGCCGAAGAUGACAUCGCCUUCGAGCGUGAGGCCAUGGAGUCGGACGCUUCAGUGAGCGAUCCCGAGGGCAUUCCCGACAGAUUCUCCCGCCAGCGCAUCAAGCUCAUCCGACCCUUCAAUGUCCGCGCCGUCGGCGUCACCGGCUAUCUCGAUGUCGAGCCCGUCGCAGCCGACGGGCGCAUCGUGAGGGCGUACUGCGGGCCGUACGACCGCGGCCUUCGAGGGCAUCCGCUCGUAGAGAUGUGGUACGGGCGACAUCAUGGAGGGAUCAAGAUGGCGCAUGGUAUGCUGGACCGGUGGAUGGACUGGUCUGUGUUGCCGCCCCGGUCGAAGCUGGAUGAGCCCGCGGAGAGGGACAGAGGCGUCUGGUCACCAACCUUUUUCGAGAGGGAGGCUUACAAUGCUGAGCAUUGGUACGAGCGAGUAAGAGACAGCAUGCCGCAGGACGAAUCUUUUCUGGGAUUGUCGGAGGAGGAAGCUCAGCCCUACCGAUUCCAGCGAGGAGCGAUGCCAGUGUUGAUGGGACCACACGACUCUCAGCUGGAAAUCAUGUUUGAAGCUGGUGACGCAUACACCCUCUCGCUGUCCGGAUUACCAUUCGAUCAAGACGAGUCCGACGCCAAGACCGUCGCAGGGUGGAUGUUCGACGCUGGAGGCAUCAUCACCAGCAUGGACUGGGCACCUCGACAAACCCGCAACGCCCCUCAGCUCUUGGCCAUGUGCGUCAUCCCACAUUCCGACCAAGAGCACUACGAUUUCGAAAAGGAGUCUGUGAAGCCCGACUUCCAGAAGCACGGCGUCGUUCAGCUGUGGGAGUUUGAGGGAGCGCGGGGGGAGGACGGGUUCGUGCGGCCGUCUUCCAAGCGGCCAAGGCUUCAAAAGACGAUAUGUCUCGAGCAUGGCCGAGCGCGGAGGGUGAAAUGGAGUCCUGCGUGUGGGCUCCUGGCAGUCAUCUGCGGAGAUGGGAAUGUCUAUGUCAUCGAGGCGGACCAACUACAGCAACCAGUUGCCACAUUUGGACUGUUAGAGGAAGAGAACAUUGAGCCAACCGCCCUCACAUGGAUCAACUUCAACCGUCUUGUAGUAGGCUACUCGGACGGCUCUAUCGCUCUCUGGUCAAUCCGUCCUAGUCUUCUCCUCUCGCGACACCCUGUCCAUCACAACAUUGUCCUUGACCUCGUCUCAGGUUAUCCAUCCAUGCCGUACAUCAUCGCCUCUUACCCCGUCGGAGGAACCGUGAGGCUCAUCGACCUGCGAGCUCCAAGCGUCGAAUCAACCGAGGUCCAGGCCCUCACUGUCGCAUCGCAACCCAACCUUCUUGGGUACAGCGAUCACCUCCUUGGCUUCUUCUCCACAUAUCCCUCUGCCGGCGUGCUCAACACACAGAUUGGGUUCAUGUACCACGCCCAAUUCCCAAUCGCCCGCCGCGUCUUCACCGGGCAAAGCUUCCCCUCCUGUUUGUCUGUUGGGCGCACUCAUCCGUAUCUACUCAUAGGCUCAGUAGACGGCUCUCUAUGGGCGCUGAACCCACAGGUCGAGAUUUUCACCACCAGGCGCGAGCCCUCGGACCGCAUCAGGGUUUUCCAGCACGAACACCGACCAGCAAAGUUCUUCCCGGAAGAUUCGCCGGCCGGAGCACGAGGCGUGUCGCGAGUGCUGCAGGGCUUUAUUCUAGAACGGAACGUCAACCCAAAGACAGACUUCAAGCCUCCAGUCAAGAAGGGCAAAAAGGUGAAAAAGAAGGACGCCGAAGCUGUCCGCGCUGAUGACGAAGAGGAUGGGGCCGGUCCAUCAGAUCCCACCCGAGCGGUUGUCUAUGAGCCGUCGACGAGAAUUACGGCAGUGGAAUGGAACCCGAACGAAGAAUUUGGGUGUUGGGCGGCGGCGGCAAUGGGAUCAGGGUUGGUAAGAGUCAUGGAUCUCGGGCUGGACAGAGGCGACGAUACCACGUAG
This is a messenger RNA of Ilyonectria robusta, 2115 nucleotides long. Its product is annotated as WD40-repeat-containing domain protein. The record is from RefSeq and is a predicted model, not a curated record. The coding region runs from base 1 to 2115 and encodes 704 amino acids. Gene Ontology annotation, cellular component: transcription factor TFIIIC complex. The transcript has 2 exons. NCBI's taxonomy places the organism in Eukaryota, Fungi, Ascomycota, Sordariomycetes, Hypocreales, Nectriaceae. Gene Ontology annotation, molecular function: protein binding. Gene Ontology annotation, biological process: transcription by RNA polymerase III.